Messenger RNA from Orycteropus afer afer, 939 nucleotides. Its product is annotated as olfactory receptor 6C70-like. The transcript has a single exon. NCBI's taxonomy places the organism in Eukaryota, Metazoa, Chordata, Mammalia, Tubulidentata, Orycteropodidae. Gene Ontology annotation, biological process: G protein-coupled receptor signaling pathway. The record is from RefSeq and is a predicted model, not a curated record. Gene Ontology annotation, cellular component: membrane. Gene Ontology annotation, molecular function: G protein-coupled receptor activity; olfactory receptor activity. Bases 1 to 939 code for a protein of 312 amino acids.
AUGAAGAACCAUACAAAGCGGAUGGAGUUUAUUUUACUGGGGCUGACAGACAAUUCUCAGUUACAGAUUGUCAUUUUGUUAUUUCUACUUGUCAAUUACUUGUUGAGCAUGACAGGGAAUUUAACUAUCAUUGCCCUCACUCUGCUGGAUUCCCGUCUCAAGACCCCGAUGUAUUUCUUCCUCAGUAAUUUCUCUUUUCUGGAAAUCUCAUUCACAACUGUUUGCAUCCCUAGAUUCCUAAUCACCAUUAUAACCAAGGAAAAGACCAUUUCCUAUAAUGAUUGUAUUUCUCAGAUGUUUUUUUAUAUCUUUCUUGGGGUUACAGAGUUUUUCCUCCUAACUGUUAUGUCCUAUGACCGGUACGUUGCCAUCUGCAAACCUUUGUAUUAUACAUCCAUCAUGAGCAGCACAGUUUGUCACCAGCUUGUACUGACCUCUUGGGUAACUGCAUUACUGCUAGUUUUCCCUCCACUGAUUUUGAUAUCUACCCUGGAUAUCUGUGCUGCAAAUAUCAUUAACCAUUUCUUUUGUGACAUUUCUCCUUUCCUGAAUCUUUCUUGCUCAGACACACAUUUGCUAGAAUUGGUUGCCUUUUUAUUGGCACUUGUGAUAGUGAUUGUUUCACUGUCAUUAGUAAUGAUUUCUUAUUCCUACAUCAUUAAAACAAUUCUAAAAUUUCCUCCAGCACAGCAAAAGAAAAAAGCCUUUUCCACCUGCUCUUCUCGCAUGAUUGUUGUCUCCAUCACUUAUGGCAGUUGUAUAUUCAUGUACAUAAAGUCAUCAGCAGAUGAAAGAGUUACUUUAAGCAAAGGAGUAGCUGUGCUCAAUACUUCAGUUGCCCCUUUGUUGAACCCAUUUAUUUACACUCUGAGGAACCAGCGAGUAAAGCAAGCCUUCAGGACUGUAUUCAAAAAGAUAUUUUCUGCUUUAGACAAAUAA